AGCUCAUAUCUGUGGACACUUUUAACUGAGGUUGCUUUAGAAGCAAUAAGAAAUGGAGCUGACAUUUUGAAUGAUGUCUCUAUAGGAAGUUUAGACCCGAAUAUGAAUAAAGUUGUUGCGGAUUCCGAUGUUCCUUAUAUGAUCAAGCACAUGAGAGGAGAUCCAUGUACAAUGCAAAACAAAGAGAAUUUGGAGUAUAAUGAUAUAUGCAAAGAAGUUGCUCCAGAGCUUUAUGAGAGAGUAAAAGAGGCAGAACUCUCUGGGAUUCCAGCUUGGAGGAUUAUGAUUGAUCCAGGAAUUGGAUUUUCUAAGGGAAUAGAUCAUAAUUUAGAUAUUAUCAUGGAGCUACCAAAAAUCAGGGAAGAGAUGGGUAAGAAGAGUAUAGGUUUGUCUCAUGCACCUAUACUUAUAGGACCUUCAAGGAAGAGAUUUUUGGGAGAUAUUUGUGGUCGUCCUGAAGCAAGUGAAAGAGAUCCUGCAACUGUUGCUUGUGUUACUGCAGGGAUAUUAAAAGGUGCUAAUAUUAUUAGAGUUCAUAAUGUUAGAGAUAAUGUAGACGCGGCAAGGCUAUGCGAUGCAAUAAUGAUGAAGAAAAAAAGGUCAAAAAGGACGAUUAGUAUAUGAUUUGUAGCAUGGUUUUAAGAACAUACAUAUGUACUUAAGAUGUUUUAAAAAUGAUGUUAACAAUAAGUUUCAUUUGUUUUUCCCUGAUAAAUUCAGUUCAUUUUA
Molecule: messenger RNA, 729 nt
Organism: Arabidopsis arenosa
Lineage: Eukaryota; Viridiplantae; Streptophyta; Magnoliopsida; Brassicales; Brassicaceae
Source: the annotation of a GenBank genome assembly